CAUAUUUGUAUUUUACCAUUUUCAGUGAAACAAAGGACAAAAGAGCAGAUGAACAAAAACAAACACAAAAAUCAUUGCGAAUGGAAGAACAACAUUGGAAAUCAAAAUUUAGUGACGUUAUGUACCGGCUUAAUAAGUUGCUCAAACAAGUUUCGAACAGCAAAUAUAACGAGGAAUUAUUUCCAAUGUCGAAAACCACGGAAGGAAGUCACGAUGAAGUAAAUAAAUGCAAUAAUAUCAUUCUGGAAUGUUGUAGAAGGCUUAAAAAUGAAAAUGAUUGUAAAACGAGAACGAAUAAAGAAGUAAAAUGUUUACUGAAAGAAAUUAAUGACUGGAAUGAUGUCGAAACUAUCAAUGAAACUAAACAAGGUGGUCAAGACAAAAUUGUAAAAGAAUUUCGAGAAGGUCGUUUGCAGCUACAUAAGUGGAAAAAUGAUUUUAAAAGCGCAAAACAAGAAGUUGAGUGUCUUACAAAGGAGCUAAAGUCUUGGGUUGACGUAAAAGCUAGAGAAGGGGAAAUAGAUUCUUACUGUGAAUUGGCAAAAGCAAUACGUACAAAUCGUUCCACAAUUUUAGAAAAAAAGAAAGAACUUCAAAGUAUCGAAACAGAAGUAAACUCUUUACUGGAGGAGAUUAAUGCAUGGGAUGAUACAAAACCUCUUAAAGAAGCAAAAGGAAAUGCAUGCAAAGUGGUCGAAGCUCUCCGUGAUUGUCGCUUGAAGUUUCGCGACAGAAAACUUGAUUUUAAAAGUGGACGUAACAAAGCGAGUGUCGCGCGCAAAGAGAAACAAAGUCAAGAUCAAGUGAUUAAAGAAAUGUGGACAAUGAUUAGGCCUACAUCAGGCAAAGUGAAGUCGGGGGUAGAUGAAACCGGAAAAGCUUUGACAGAAAUCAAGAAAUACGUGUCCGAUGCGCAAAGACGUCUAGCUGAAUUCAACGAAUUAUCAAAGGACUGUGGAGCACGUCUGGUGGACAACAACCCAAAUAUUGCAGAUCUAAGUAAUCCAUAUCGUCCAACCAAAAUAGCUGAACAGUUUUCAGAGUUGUAUGACAACCACUGGAAAGAUGCCUUCCAAACUUUGAAAAAUAAAGAUCAAGAAAACACAGCAUAUUUGUUAAAGAUUAUCGUAGAUUGUUUUGAAAUUUGUUGGAAAAUAUCUAAGAAUCAUCAACGGAAUUUGAAGAGUGCUGUGUGCUGUCCUGGUGAAAAUAUAGCAUCUGGACAAGCAUCAAAACAGAAAAGGGGAAAAACGGAAAACCCUGUCUUCUUCUCAGCGGUUCAGUCAAAGACUUUAUCAGAACUUCGAAAGCAGACUGCAGAUAUAUCCGUUGAUGGUGUGAUUUCGCAAAUAGAAUCGGCAAAGAAGGAAUGGUUUGUUUCGAAAGCGUUGGGAAGUUAUACUACCCGUUGUAUAGAGCUGUGUUGGUUAAUGCACGUGCAAACUCCACCUGUUGUUAUUGACACGUGUGCCAAGUCAGGAUCCAAUUUUGAUACUAGCAGAUAUAAACAAUAUACAAAAGCUGGAAAGAAAAUAGACUUCAUUGUUUGGCCUGUAUUGUUGUUGGAAGAGGGGGGAGCUGUUUUGUGUAAAGGAGUUGCUCAAGGAAAAUAGUUAACUGUAUCAAUUAAAUACAGUUUCUGCAGUAUAUUCAAGAAGCAUUGGAAUAAACUCUUUUAACAUUCUUCUAGUUUAUUACAUUUUCGCACAUGCUAUUUUAUUAAAAACCUAAUUUUUAAACUACUGUCUACUCUGGAGUGACUAUAAACUUUAAGUUACCAAACAGUUUGUACAGCUGAGUCUUCACUAUGUUAAAUAUAUGUUUAUAAUCCAUGCACACAUUCAAAAAAGAUUCCUUCCCUUGGGAAUAAAAAUACAUGUAAAGAUUGCGUGUUUUAAUCUUUAGUAAGCAUGCAAUAACCGUUAUACAUUCAUUGCAUUACAUUUAUCAAUUUCAGUUUAAAACAUGUUUACUUUUU
Ruditapes philippinarum (Manila clam) is the source of this 1978-nucleotide messenger RNA. RefSeq lists its product as uncharacterized. The record is from RefSeq and is a predicted model, not a curated record. Lineage: Eukaryota; Metazoa; Mollusca; Bivalvia; Venerida; Veneridae. The transcript is spliced from 10 exons. Gene Ontology annotation, cellular component: mitochondrial outer membrane. The coding region runs from base 81 to 1613 and encodes 510 amino acids. Gene Ontology annotation, biological process: mitophagy by internal vacuole formation; mitochondrial protein catabolic process.